Drosophila innubila is the source of this 3383-nucleotide messenger RNA. RefSeq lists its product as uncharacterized. The record is from RefSeq and is a predicted model, not a curated record. Gene Ontology annotation, biological process: regulation of transcription by RNA polymerase II; regulation of cell cycle; DNA-templated transcription. Bases 141 to 3113 code for a protein of 990 amino acids. The transcript has 2 exons. Gene Ontology annotation, molecular function: DNA binding. Gene Ontology annotation, cellular component: nucleoplasm; transcription repressor complex. NCBI's taxonomy places the organism in Eukaryota, Metazoa, Arthropoda, Insecta, Diptera, Drosophilidae.
CACUGGUUUUCUUUUCUAGCCGCCAUUCAAAAGAGUGUGUUUCCAGAGCGUUUUGCCGUAAAUUCAAAAGAAAGUGCAACUAAAGUGGAAAUAAAAUUAUACAAUAAUAUUUUAAUCGCAAUAAUUCGUUGUUGGCUAAGAUGCCCGAAACGGAGACCAAAAGCACCGGGAUGAGGGGAAGGCCCAGGAAGGCGGUGGCCGCCGCACGUAAAAUCCAAAGAGUCUCACAUGAUGAGGAUGAAGUGAUGCCGACCAGCAGUAAAUAUGAUAAACAGAGUGACAAUGAUGAGAGGAACGAGCCGGAUCAAGAUGAGGAGCCAGAUGCCGAGGCGGAGGCGGAGGAAGAGGCCGAUGAGCAUGAGAAUGAGAUGGACCAUGAAGAUGAGAUUGAUGAUGACGAUGAGCCAGAUAGUAAUGAUGCUAGCGAUGCCGACGAGCAAGUGGAGCCGCCUGCCUUUAGUCUAGCUACGCUGGGACUGCAACGUGUGGGCAGCGCCCCGCCACCCAAACCCAAGACCCAAAAGGCCCCAAUUCUUACCCUCAAUGCACGUGGUAUGCCCGCCCGCAUCCGUAAGCGUAAUCCUCUGUUCUACGACGAGAAUAUCAUUAACGAUGACAAGCCGCUUCGUGUCAGUCUUGCGCCAAAGAAGAUAACGGGUCGCGGAACUGGUGACAGUGCCAGCAAAUUGCAGACGACUCCAUCGAAGGUGCUCAAGAAGCGGAAAGGUGUCGUAUCCCGUUACAUGCGAUCCAAUGACAAUGAUAAUGGUAAUGGUAAUGGCGCCUCCACUUCGAAUAUCUCGAAUUUGACAAGUGCAGACAUGGAGUCGGGUGGUGGCAAGCAUAAGAGAACGCCUGGCAAAUCCCUGACACUGCCGACCACAUCAGCCGGAUCGAGGGGCCAACAAGUGGCUGGCAUGAAAGUGGGACGUGGUGCUGGAGGUGGUGCAAAGAGUGCCGCUGCGGCAGCCGCGAUGGCAGCUGCAGAGGAUGCGGCGAAAAAAGCCGAAGCUCAGGCGACAGCAAACAAGCGUUUGGGUCAGUCAAUUGGACUGCGUCUGCGCAAUCUCUUGAAGCUGCCCAAGGCCCACAAGUGGGCAAUUGCCGAGUGGUUCUAUUCGUACAUUGACAAGCCGCUCUUCGACUGCAAAUACGAUUUUAUGAAUCAUGUGAACGAGCUGGCGCCACGCUUGGGAACACGCAAACUCAAUCGCCACGAGUGGGUGAACAUUAGGCGACGGAUGGGUCGACCACGUCGCUGCUCGGCGGCCUUCUUCAGCGAGGAGCGACGCGAACUGGAGCGCAAGCGUCAGUUGAUGCGAACGCUGCAAUCCCGCAAGCCUGGCGAGCUCAAGGACUCGGUCCUAUUGGCCGAUAUGCCCGAGAAGAUACCGAUGCCACUGCCGCUGGGCACCAAGGUGACGGCAAGAUUGCGUACGCCGCAGGACGGCAUCUUUGGCGGCACGGUGGCUGCCUAUGAUUCGCUGAACGCCAUGUAUCGGGUAACAUUCGAGCGGAUGGGAUUGGGCACACAAUCGAUACCGGACUUUGAGAUUGUGUCGGAGAACUUUCAUGAGAUGUUGCCGCUGCACAGUUUCACCAAAGAUUUCCGCCCGAAUCUGAUGAGCAUCUAUCAGACCAAUAAUCUGGGCUUCACCACCAAUUUGGGCUUCACCACAAAUCUGGCGAGCAGUUAUCAAAGCAAACGCUAUCCGCUUGCCAGCGCUGGCAAUCUCAAUAGCAAUAACUUGACGGCUCCACAGAAGCAUCUGGCCAACAAUAAUGCGGCGGCACGGAAUGCGCUUAGCAUGAAGUUGAACAAAAGUGAUCCGUUGCUUGGACAGGAUGCCAUCGGUGAGAAUCCAAUGAGGUAUCAGCCGGCGCGGCAUCAUGGUUAUUCCAUCAAGCUGCUGGAACAUUUGGUGCUCUUGCAGAAUUUUAUUGCACUCAAGGAGGCAAAAAUCCAGCGACUCAGUGAGAUGAAUGCCGCCGCGGAGCUGGCAAUGGGCGAACUGAUGGGUCAGGAGGAGCCGGGCGAUCGUAGUCGAAGUCAAAUGCGAGACGAUUUUCAGCGUCGCUAUGCCUCCAAUAUAUUGUCCAUCGAGCAGAUCAAUGGCGAUCUCAUGUAUGAGUUAACCAAGGUACAGGAGCUAUCCAGUAGCCUGACGCGCAAUCCCAAUGUCCAGGCCAUGAUAUCGCCCACAUUAUUGCGGGAAGAGUGCCGCGCCAAGGCCAGCCAAACGGUGGAUGAGAUGAGCAAGGGUAUGGUGAAGAGUGAGCGCAUGGUGACACUACUUAAGAAUCUCACCACCCUGCUAAUUGUCACCCAGAACUUGGACAGCGAGUGGGAGGCGGCGGAAGUGAACAAAGUUCUCGAGGGUUGCAUCGAGGAGGUGCGUAGCAAUCUUGUCUGCAGCGCCAACAGCGACGUGUUCCAGAAGAGCGUACAAAUGCGUCUCGAGUAUAUUGCAUUGGACAUCAAUCGCAACAUUGAGGAGCGGAGCUUCAGCCAGGCAUCUGCCAAGUCACCAAAGUCGCCAAAGUCUCCCAAGUCACCCAAGUCACCAAAAUCGGAGGCAACCGACACGGCUGGAGAGACGGCCAGCACGAAAACAACAGAUAUCGAUAUGGAAAGGGAUAAGGAUAAGAAUGAUAAUCAUUCAGAUGAUCAAAGUGAGAAAUCACCGAAAUGCAAACAAGAUAAAUCAAAGCAAUCAUUAAAAUCAGAGCCCAUGGAAGUGGACCGUCAGCAUGAUGAACCUGAAACGGAUCCUGAACCUGCCGAGGACAAAAAACACACUGACGACGAUGAUGAUGACGAUGCUGAUGUUGAUGCAGAUGUUGAUGCCGAAGCGGAAGCUGAUGACUCGGAUUCGACAGAGAAGCCAACAAAUUCGAAAACAAUUGCUAAAAUUGACAACACAAGUGCGGAUCCAUGUGGCGAGGACUCUCAAAUCACAAUCGAGUCCAUGAAGGAGUCGGAGGAUGAUGACAGUCAAACGCCUGAUGAUAAGGAUGAUGAUGAUAAGCGAGACGGCAACGAAAUGAAACUAGUCGGGCAGACAGACGAUUCAGACUCUCAACAGGAAUUCAUAUACAACAAUAAAAAGUGACGAGUAGCGAAUAGAGAAAAACGAUGAACGUGUAACGAGUUCUACUUCAGUUCAGUUAACUUGCAAUUUAACAAUUUACUCCUUAUAUAUAAAUUUAUAUAUGUAUAUGCAUAUUGUGGAAUACAAUACAUAUUUUUAUCAGAUUUCCUUUCAAUUAUGGAUAUAUUAAUUGUAAAAUAAUAAAUUUUACUCGAUUGUUAAAUAACAGACCAUUGCUAUUAUGAUUUUUCGUAUAAUCUAUCCGACUUGUAAUGUUUUUUUUCUUCUAAU